Molecule: messenger RNA, 396 nt
Organism: Nylanderia fulva
Lineage: Eukaryota; Metazoa; Arthropoda; Insecta; Hymenoptera; Formicidae
Source: RefSeq, a predicted model, not a curated record
AUGGCAGAUUAUACUUCAGCAGAGUAUACGGACAUGAUUAUCGUAUACGGAGCAGCCGGAGAAAAUGCUCGUGCUGCGGCUCGUCUUUACGCGGAGCGAUUUCCCGAACGUGAGCGUCAUCCAUAUUAUAAAACAAUUUUGAAUUGUGUUCAACGCGCCAGAGAAACACUAGGAGUUGUGAUGCCAAAUCGACGAAACGUGGGGGCACCAGUACGUUAUCACGUACGAGAAGAAGAGAGAAUCCUGCGAGCGUUCGAAGAAAACCCCAGGACCAGUGUGCGCCGUGUAUCUCGGAUGCUCGGUCUCUCGCGAUACGUGGUGCAUCAUCUUCAAAAUGGAUUGCAUCCGUAUCAUCAUCAGCGAGUACAGCAACUUUUACCGAGAGAUGACGAAUAG